Molecule: messenger RNA, 2931 nt
Organism: Stegastes partitus (bicolor damselfish)
Lineage: Eukaryota; Metazoa; Chordata; Actinopteri; Pomacentridae
Product: lipid phosphate phosphatase-related protein type 4-like
Exons: 11
Coding region: 1-2931 (976 amino acids)
Biological process (GO): axonogenesis; signal transduction; phospholipid metabolic process
Cellular component (GO): plasma membrane
Molecular function (GO): phosphatidate phosphatase activity
Source: RefSeq, a predicted model, not a curated record
AUGUCUCGUGCCAAGGAGCGGCUGAAAGGCGGGAAGGAGACCAAGGACAGCGUCACUCUGCUGCCGUGCUUUUACUUUGUAGAGCUCCCCAUCCUGGCCUCCUCUGUUGUCAGUCUUUAUUUCCUGGAGCUGACGGAUAUUUUCCAGCCGGUGCAUUCUGGGUACACUUGUAAUGACCGCAGUCUGUCGCUGCCCUACAUCCUGCCCCGACAGGAAGUCUGCCCACUGCCUCUGCUCUUCAGCCUGGCCUUCGCCGCUCCCACUGUCACUAUUUUAAUAGGCGAGGCCAUCUUGUACUGCUAUCUGUCCAGGAGGUCGUCAGCCACACAGACUGAGGCCAACAUCAACGCUGCAGGCUGUAAUUUCAACUCCUACAUUCGCAGGGCUGUACGCUUCAUAGGCGUCCACAUCUUCGGCCUGUGCGUGACGGCGCUGAUAACCGACAUUCUUCAGCUGUCCACCGGUCAGCAUACUCCCUACUGGCUGGAUGUGUGCAAACCCAACUUGACCCACAUUAACAUGUCCACAUGUGAUGAAGCUUUUAUUCUGGAGGAUAUCUGCGCUGGACAAGACAUAGGGCUCAUCACUGCUGGGAGGAAGUCUUUCCCCUCCCAGCACGCGACCCUGGCUGCAUUUGCUGCUGUCUACAUCUCAAUGUACUUCAACACGGUGUUGACAGACUCAGCCAAGCUGUUGAAGCCUCUGCUGGUGUUCUCUUUCGUCAUGCUGGCCAUCCUGGCCGGGUUAACCAGGAUCAUCCAGUUCAGAAACCACCCUGUUGACGUCUACUGUGGGUGGUUGCUGGGAGCUGCCAUCGCUGUUUAUCUGGGUGUAUACGCUGUGGGGAAUUUCCAGCCAAGUGAAGAUCGAUCCAGAAGUCGACCACCUCCCCCGAUCCUGAGAGAGCCCCCCCUCUCCUCCCUGCCCAAUGUCAGCCAAUCAGCAGUGAGCAACAGCCACCCAGUUCACCACACCCUGGCUCCCAGCCAACCAGAGCCCAUCAUCACGAGGACCUCUUCCCACGCCUUGUCUGCCGACCAACCAUUACCCAUCUUGACACGGAGCGCCUCGUACCGGGAGCCCUCUAUGACCAGUAUGAAGAGAGCCAGUGCUGAGGUGGAAGUGAUAAGUCCAUCCAGUCCGCUAGGCAAUCGCGACAACAUGAUGACCUUUAGCAGCAGCACACUGCCAAGGUCCCACGGAGGGUCCUCGCUGGAGGAGGGUCGUAUUCCACGACGUCACGCCUCCAUCCACGCCUCAAUGGACUCGACCCGAUCCAAACAGCUCCUCAGCCAAUGGAAGAAUAAGAACGACAACAGGAAGCUGUCUCUCCAGGUGAUGGAUGGAAUAAGGCCGGCCUCCUCUUCAUCUCCUCAGAGGAACAUGGAGCUGCGUUGCUCCUCCGAACCAUCUGCCAUGGGCCUGGAGGCAGAGCUCCGCGCUGGGACCCACCUGCCUUUAGUCAUAGCCCAGGAAGCAGAGCUACGCGCUGGUGCCCACAUCCCAGUUCAGUACAUGAAACUAGCAGCGAGCUCUGUUCCCAUGGCCAACCAUAAUCACAUGGUCCAUAAUGGCAGCACCGGAUUGGCUGGUGGGGCCAGAGUGUCUAUCCAGUCCCGGCCCGGAUCCUCCCAGCUAGUUCACAUUCCUGAGGAGGAAAAUCCCACCUGCAAGGAUCAGGAGAGUGAAUCAGAGGACAGCAUUAUGGAUGGAGGUGGAUCAGUGAGGGAAAAAUGGUUGAGAGUGGCCGAGAAGACCACCAUCCCCUGCAGGCCGCUCAGUGCUGGAGGACAGCCACGUCUAAUGCAGGUGAUAGCCUUAUCCAAACAGCAGGGUCUGCUUCACUCUCCUCGGUCGGAGGACGGCGGCAGCACUGUCAGCUGCACAGGAUCCAUUCGGUACCGAGCUCUGACGGACCAGGACCCAUCACCACCUGCCUCCACCACUGGAGCAGUUGGAGGAGGAGGAGGAGGUUUAGAAAGAACUGGCAGUAUAGUCCGUGUCGAAGCCCACCCAGAGUCCAGAUCCAACAAACCAAUCGUGAAACCUCCUAGCACUGACGGAAGCGGCUCCUGGAGAUGGAAACCACCAGAUCAACGCGCUUCCCUCCGACAGUCAGCGUUUAACCUCAAUGACCUGAACAGACACACGGACAGCUGUGAUUCACUGAGAGAUGGUGGGUCGGUGGAUGGGAGGAGGAGUGUAGCAGGGACCGAAUCAGAGAGUGAAGGCGGUGGGGAAGGAGGAAUGGGAGGAGGAAUGGGAGGAGGAAUGGGAGGAGGAGGUGUUUACACCAACCAUCCACAUGUUGUUCACCCUUUACAUCCCUUGCAUCCAAACAAUCCCAACAAUUUCCAGCACCCCGGUUUUAUUCCCAACAAUCCCAAUCACCCCAAUAAUCCCAAUUUUAACAACAUUCAUCCCAAUUUCAACCCCAACGCUGUCAACUCCAACAUGCCGUUUACCCCCACCGCCACCUUUGCUCCACCCUUUCACCCCCACCCUCAGGCCAUCACCACCAUCAGGGUGACCCCGGUAGAGGGGACGGCUGCCAGCAGCGACGGCGGCUCAGACUCCCAGUCAGUGGCCUCGUCCAGCCGCGAGUCCACACUGAGAAGGAAGAGCGGCGGCAACAUUGUCCACGUCCCCGAGCGAGGGCCAACCCCCGACCUCCACAACAACCACCGCAUGUGUGACGACGGCAACCGUCUCGACAACGAGAGCAGCAACCGUUUUCAUGAAAACCUCCGGAGUUUUCAAGAGAACCCCAUCCACCCCAAUCACCCCAAUCACCCCAAUCACCCCAACCUCCCCAACAGGCAGUUGCAGGGGAUGUUUGGCCGUCCAAGCCCAACUCCUCCCCCUACCUUACCCAGACCCAUCCUGACUCACACUCCACCUCCCACCCUGGGGCUGGCCUAUAAAGAAUGA